AUGUCUGACACUGAUCGUGUCCCUCCGCGUCAGAUUUCUCCGGCGGAGAUCCCCGUAGCCAGCACCUCCGAUGCCAACAGCCAUGGGUCGCAGGCCAAAAACCCCGAGGACAUCUCUGAUAUUCCUGAGAUUGUUCGUUCUCAGGUUGAUGAGAAAAAUCGUUACCUUGCUCUGAACCUGCCCCCCAUGUACUCGCUGGAAGAGAUCUACAGCGACUUCGCUGCCAAGGCUAUGUCUUUGGGCUUUGGAGUAUUCUUGAAGCAUAUCGGAGACCGGCCACUACGAGUUGGUACCGUCUGUUCGGGCACUGAAAGCCCAAUCAUGGCAAUGGAACUACUCCAAAAGGGACUUGGUGCAGACCAGAGUUUCAAAUUCUCACACAUUUUCAGUUGUGAGAUUGUUCCGUUCAAGCAAGCCUAUAUUGAACGGAACUUCCAGCCACCACUUCUCUUCCGUGAUCUGCUGGAACUAGGAAAUGACCAGGCCCAUACGGCCUACGGGUCACUGGAAAAGAUCCCCGGUGACCUCGACAUCCUGAUUGCUGGGACUGCUUGCGUCGAUUUUUCGAUGAUGAACAACAAGCGGAAGCUCCUGAGUGAAGAAGGCGAGUCCAGCAGCACCUUCAACGCUCUACUUCGGUACUGUCGCAAGUACCGUCCCCGACUGGUUGUCUUGGAGAACGUCAGCAAAGCUCCCUGGGACGAUUUCAUCAACGUUUGGGCCCAGAUCGAGUAUCACGCUGUCCACGUGAUUCUCGACUCGAAACAAUACUAUAUCCCUCACACCCGUAUGAGAGGAUAUUUGAUCGCUAUCGACAAGCACCGCCUGGAUGGCACCGGUUCGGCAAACGUAGGCUUGGCUGAGUUCGGUUCUUCGUUCAAGAACUGCAUGACACAGCUCGCUCGCCAAGCCAGUUCGCCCGCCGGCAUGUUCCUCUUGCCUGAGACUGACCGUCGUCUUGAGCAGAUUCGCAAGGACCUUACCACCCGUCUCGAAGCCAGCUCGAGUCGGGCCGAGGUCAGCUGGGAGAAGUACAAGAUCAGGCAUGCGGAUUUCCGCAGCGGUGCGGAGAUAGGAGAUCAACGGCCCAUUAGCCGUUCCCAGGCAGGAAUUUCGGGAGCAACGCCGCCAGACUUUUAUUGGCGCUCUUAUUUCAACUCACAAGUCGAACGCGUGUGGGAAACCCUCGAUAUGAAGUUUCUCGAAGCAGUCACGCGAGACUUCGACUUCAAUCAUAAAGAGCGCUGGAUCGAUCUCUCCCAGGGUGUAGAUCGCGGUAACGACAGUACCACUUCGUCCGGGGUCGCUGGCUGCCUGACGCCAUGUGGCAUGCCCUUUGUGACUUCGCGUGGAGGUCCGUUGUCUGGUCUGGAGGCUCUCUCUCUGCAGGGACUUCCGCUGGACCGGAUCAUCCUGACAAGCGAAUCGCAACGAGACCUGCAGGACCUAGCUGGGAACGCCAUGACAUCGACCGCAGUAUGUGCGACGAUGAUUACCGCCCUCAUUCUGGGAUAUGGCUUGUUGGACAAAGGCGCAGACAAACCAGCCGAUGCACGUGUCCCCGUCGACGAAGAUUCGACGAAGUUUGCAUACGUGGACGAGGAUGGCGACAUCCUUGUCCGGGUCAACACUGAGGACUCGCCAAGGUCCUUCGACCACUAUGACCGGCUUUUGCAGAACGGGGCUGCUAGUGCCCAGUUCUGCAUCUGCGAAGGUCAGUCCGUGGUCAAGGACAACCUCAGGGACUGCAUUCUGUGUGGUCACCGUGCCUGCGGCUCCUGCGCUGGUAACCCAACGCACGCCUAUCGAUCCCUGGCGGCGCCCAAUUCCUGGCGAAGUUCGCCAGUGGAGUUCAUUGCUUUCCUCAAGGGUGUUCUGCCCAUGAGACUCAUGCUGUCCGGUCUGUCCGUAGCAGACUUUGACAAACUCCUCGCCUGCUUCCCUACCGACCACUCGCCAAAGCCUCAGAUCACCCAAGAUUCCCGGAUGUCUGCUGAUAAGAAGACUGAAGGGAAGCUGAGUGCUGCAGUGGUGAAAGGUAAGGGCUCGAAGCGUGGCAGUCCAAGUGGCGACAAAACCACCACCACCGCUAAGAUCGGCGCAGACCUCGCCCGACGGGACUUUAUUGAGACCGUCCGGUCUGCUCUCGCCGAAGAUGUCCGGUUCUACGACAUCCAGCGGUCCGACAUCUGGACUGUCAUCUACGAAGGCGAGCACUCCAGCAUGCAGUUGCAGAUCCGCCCUGAUGGACUCCAGUGGCUGUACUUCGCCAAAGCCCCACGACGUUCUCCGGCACAGUGCCUUGUGAGAGAAAUUUUCGGUAAACCGAUUGCCCGCAUGACCCCGACUCCGGGCACCCUUCUGAAUGGCUCGUGGCAAGUUGCUGCUCCCUUGAGUACGCGGUUCCCGUUGACCUUCUCCGGCGACGGAGCACAGGUACCGGCGUACCAAGCAGCAAUCGGCAUCACCAAAUUGUCGACGCCCGAGAUGAAGGUGUGGACCCAGGUCCGGGUUGGUGGCGACGAUGAUGAUGUGGACAAGCUUAACGCGGAUGUCCGUGGUGUUUACACCUACCUUCCAGACUGUGGAACGGCGCUGGCGUCGUUGUACAAGAAGGAGGCCACCGCAGACUGCCCGACAGUCUACCUCUUCCUCGACCCCUCUAAGAUUGGCCUCCCUGAACAAGACUCGUGCGUGUUUUCGUUCGAGCAUAGCCGUCUUACUGGGUACUCGAGGCGCAUCACCAUCGCAGAACUAUCCCACCAUUGGCGAGCAACGGCCGUCACAGCCGAACCGACCACAGUCGAUGCCUUCUACCGAGGCUGGUGUGAUGCCCCUGCUGCGAUGACAUUGCAGCCGUUCGAGGCUGACUCAAUCGUCUAUCGCAGUCUACAGCCGGGCUACACCGUGUACCUUGGGGGCAACGACUGUCACCACUCCUACACUUCGCUGGUCUCGCUGACAGCGCCGGCGAAGUCUCUCAACCUCUCACAGGCAAUGUUGCCUAAACUUGCACCACCAACAUCUUCUGCUUCUUGGCAAGCAGUGGCUCUCGGGAAAUCGUCAUCCGAAAUGCGGGAUGUUGCUUGGGCGGUUCAAAAAAUCGCCAGCCGCACGGAGUUCCAGGACUGGAACAUGAUCACCGUCGGCGCAGAACGCCCAAGUGACGACGAAACGUUCUGCCCUACCUGCGACCCACCAGUACCUGGUAUUAUCUGGGGUCGUGAUAAGGCGGGGCAGCAUGUCAUCCCGUACGAGGAUCCGCGAGGCGCUGCCACUUACGAGCGCGCCGUCAAAUCCAAGCCAGCCCCGUUCGUCCUCUUGCGACGAGUUGAUGAAGCCGGCAACGCCGAAUUGCGUUUCGCCUUGAACAUCCAGUCACUGGCACACCAAGCCUAUGGCCGGCUUGUUAACCGCGGCAAUCACUCUAGCAUUGAGUUCCAAUGGCGGCUGGUCGGCAAUACGAAUGACUGGGGAAGAACCAGUCACCCGACAUUCACCCUGCUUGACAACCAGGAAGAUGUUGCCUCUCACCAACCACCGAGUUUCAAGAUCAACCUGCGUGAGGACCAGCUCCGAUCUCUGAGCUGGAUGAUUAGCCAGGAGGCCGAUCACAUUUCGCCGUUUGUGGAGGAGGAGACGGAAGAGGCCCUUUUGCCUCUGAUGUCGUGGCGAGCCGAGGCCAAAGUCACCAUGCCCAGAGUGGUGCGAGGCGGCGUCCUGUGUGAUGAAGUUGGGUAUGGCAAAACGGCAAUCAUCCUCGGAUUGAUUGACGCCCAACAUCACCAGGACUCUCUCCGCCUGCAACAAGCCCCUCAAGUAAGUGGGCAGAUUGCGACCAAGGCCACCCUCCUUGUCCUCCCAUCCAAUGUUUUCAGACAGUGGGACAGCGAAAUCAAGAAAUUCCUUGGGAACAGAUAUAAGGUCCUGCUCAUCCCAAACACAGCUCAACUCGGCAAGGUUUCGGUGAAGGCAAUGCGCGAAGCAGAUAUCAUCCUUGUUUCAUGGACAGCUCUCAACAACCCGGACUACUAUCAAACCAUGCGGUACUUUACGGGCACCCCGAAAGCACCCAUGAAAGCGGGCCGGGGCUUUGACAGUUGGUUCAAGGAUGCAGACAAAUCUCUUCGCCAGGUGGUGCAAGUGUUGCAAGAAAUGGGACCCGAGGGGUUUUUGAAGGAUGUAUGGGCUCGGCGGUUGGAGUUGAAGCGGACACAGGCAAACUCCACAUAUGUACCUUCUCGUCGUCUGCGCGGUGCUGCCUUUGUUGCUGCUCAAGCACAGGAACGCGCUGCCAUUAAGACUGGUACUUUUGAGACUGGCGCUCCUGGUCAGUCCUUGGAGUCUUUCCACGCCUCUGCCAGCCAAGCUCCCAGCCGUGUUGGCCCUUGCCCAGCUCCUUCGAAUCCCUCGGCAGAUCCCUUCGUGCAACUAUCCAAGGAUUUCAGCCCUCCAGCAGGGACGCGCGACCCGCAACCAGUCGCUCCAGAUGAUGAUGAUGAUUCAUCUGAUGAAAGUGACGGCAAGUUCGACUUGCAAGGGGAAGAGGAAGACGACGCCGAAGAGCCUGUACCCAAAAAGGCAAAACGUGCUCAGUCCUCGAAAGACCCAGACAAGACGAAGAAACCCAAGAAGAAGGGGCCGUGGGAUGACCGACAAGGUUUCAAUAUCCCCGCCCCGACAAGUCGACGCAAUCCCUCGCUGGAGGGCAUGAAAUACCUCCCACUCCACGCAUUCAGCUUCAACCGCAUAGUGGUUGAUGAAUACACCUACUCCCGCGAAUAUCGAACCCUCCCUAUCCUCGCACUCAUCUCCCGUUCCAAGUGGAUUCUUUCUGGUACGCCCGCACUGGGCGAGUUUGCCGACGUCAAGGAUAUCGCACGUCACCUGGGAAUCAACCUGGGCAUUGACAACGACGGUGAUAAGCCUACUUCAAACUUCCGAUUAAAGGGAGCUCGUCGAGACCAGACCGCAUUGGAAACCUUUGAGAUGCACCAGCCUCCUCGUAGCAUGGCUUGGUAUGAAAAUCGCCAUCGCCAUGCACAGGCCUUCCUUGAUCGCUUCGCUCGCCAGAACCCAGUUGAUGUCAGAUCGUUGACCAUGGAAACCCACCUCAUCAUGUCUGAUCUCCUCCCCAAAGAGGAGACAAUCUACCAGGCACUGUACAGCCGAUUUGUGGCAGACGAUGGUCGGCUCCGCAAGAUCACCAGGUCAGAUGCCCUGAGCACAACGCUAAAUGUGUUCCUGGAAUCCGAAUCGCCUGCCGAAGCCCUUCUGAGAUGUGCCACGACUGCAGGGAUGCUACCAUAUCCCUGGAACGUCGACAUUUGCACAAAGCGCAUUGCGGCUCAGCAGAAGAUUCGCGCUGGGCAAUGGGGUAGACUGACAUCACUGGCAAAGAUGGCGUUCCUGGUGCUGGAAAACGCACGGGAACGAAGCGACAAGGGUUGGCGAGAGUUGCUGAGUGACGUUGAGUGCGAUCCAAAUUGUGAGGGUCACAAACACUUCGUGGAUGUAGUGGGAGAUGCGGACACCGUGAACUCGAUCAGAGAUCUCCUAGACAAUGUCUGGGGGAGAAUGAAUAUUGUCUGGUCUCAAGGUGACCGCGAAGACCAACUACUGGAGAAGGUGGAGCAGAAACUGCGCGAGGCCCGACCAACCAAGGUCCAAGAGGCACAGUUGAAGAAGGUAUAUGUCGAUGAACCCGCCGAAUCACGGCCAUCAACAGAUGAUGGCGCAGAGUCCGGCAAUAAUCAAUCCGCCACCGACCGCCCUGCCGUCCUUGUAUCGGAAGAGGAAUACCAGGCGAGAUUACAAGCCUGGAAGACCGAAACCGUUUUGAACAAGGACCUCGUCUGCGAUAUCAACAAGACGAUGGAACAGAUCGUCGAACGCAGUCGAGAGGUCCGGUUCUUCACCGUCGUGCAGAGCCUGCAAAAAGAGCAGCCCCAAAACUGCGACAAGUGCCUAGGAUCGUACGAUCUUAAGGGCAAAGACGGCAUGGCAGUCGUCCGUACCUGCGGACACCGUCUUUGCCAGGGCUGCAUGACCGUGAUGAAUGGACCGGCAGGCAAUAAACGCGUCUGCGUGGUGGAUGGAUGCAACGCCACUGCUUGCAUUUCAGAGCAAGUCAGUGCGCGUUCCGUGGAAGAGGCCAGUGCUGGUCAAGAGAGCAGCAAGCUCAACAGCAUGGUCGACAUCAUCAAGAAGAUCCCAGCGGAGGAGAAAGCAGUGUUGUUUGUUCAGCUCGAAGACGCCAUAUCCUAUGCCUCUCGUGCCCUCACUGCUGCGGGCAUUUUGCACUGUGUAGCCAAGUCCGGAAGGGCGACGGCUAUCACAGACUUUGUCACUCAAAAGGCAAAGUCCUUGCCGCAGCAGCAGGAGGAGGACACGGCGAUGGUCGAAGGCGACGAGCCGGACCUGGAUGACCGGGAGAAUGGCGGUCAGAAAAAGAGGAAGAGAGGAAACAAGAAGGCUUCCGCUCCCAAGGUGCUUAUCUUGCGCCUGGGUAGUGAGAUGGCGGCGGGCCUUAACCUGCAACUCGCCAACCAUAUUCUCUUCCUUUCGCCUCUCCUGGCAUCCAGUCAACACGAAUACGACUCCGGUAUGACCCAGGCAAUCGGCCGAUGCCGCCGGUUCGGACAGAAAUUAACUGUCCACGCCUACCACUUCCUGACGCGCAGAACCGUCGACGUCAAUGUCCUUCAAGAGAGGACCCGUACCGUCGUUGUACAACGCGGUACCACGACUCUGCAAGUCCCACCGUCCGAGGUCCAGCCAUCCGACGAGCGCUGCGAAGGCGAUACUCUCGAGUUCACCUCAAGUUCAAUGCCCGACCCAGUCGAAGACGAGUGA
Molecule: messenger RNA, 6855 nt
Organism: Penicillium cataractarum
Lineage: Eukaryota; Fungi; Ascomycota; Eurotiomycetes; Eurotiales; Aspergillaceae
Product: putative SNF2 family helicase
Exons: 5
Coding region: 1-6855 (2284 amino acids)
Molecular function (GO): ATP binding; methyltransferase activity; ATP-dependent chromatin remodeler activity
Source: RefSeq, a predicted model, not a curated record